GAAACAUCCAACAGGCCUUUAAAAGAGAGUUCAAGAACAAGCCUUUCAAGAACUUAGAAGCAGUACUGCAGUAGAACUCAAAGAAAGUCUAAAACACCAGCACUUCCGGUGGCUAAAAAAUGGAGGCAAAGAUCACCAUGACCGAGACAUGGCUGAGGAAGCACCGUUUGUUGUACGUAGGAUCCACUAGACACUCUUUUAUCCACGCCAUUCGUGAUGGGAACAUCGAUAUCUCCGCCUUCAAAACAUGGCUGGGGCAAGAUUACAUAUUUGUUAGAGCUUUUGUGCCGUUUGUAGCGAGUGUGUUGACUAAAGCUUGGAAAGGGUCAAAUGAUCGUGAUAAUGGUGUUGAAGUGAUAUUAGGAGGUGUGUCUGCUUUAAAUGAUGAGAUCUCUUGGUUCAAAAAAGAAGCUUCUAAGUGGGGUGUUCAGCUCUCAGAUAUUGUUCCCCAGAAAGCUAAUCAAGAAUACUGCAGUUUUCUCGAGAGCUUAACAAGCCCGGAUGUCGAAUACACUGUUGCAAUCGUAGCGUUUUGGGCGAUCGAAACUGUCUAUCAAGAGAGUUUCGCUCACUGCUUGGAAGAUGACAGUAAAACCCCACCAGAACUAGAGGAAACUUGCCGAAGAUGGGGCAGCCAAGGGUUCGGCGAGUACUGUAAUUCCCUCAGAAAAAUCGCCGAUCGACAGCUGGAAAAUGCCUCAGAUGAUGCGAUCACGAAAGCUGAAGCAACGUUCCUGCAAGUUCUUGAAUAUGAAGUCGAGUUCUGGAAUAUGAACCAUGGAGGAACAUGAACGGCUGCAUGUCUUGAGAAU
Messenger RNA from Hibiscus syriacus, 812 nucleotides. RefSeq names its product probable bifunctional TENA-E protein. Bases 120 to 791 code for a protein of 223 amino acids. The transcript has 3 exons. Lineage: Eukaryota; Viridiplantae; Streptophyta; Magnoliopsida; Malvales; Malvaceae. The record is from RefSeq and is a predicted model, not a curated record. Gene Ontology annotation, cellular component: cytosol.